ACUCUGUCCGCGAGCUGCCUCGGCGGAGCGAGGGCGCGCGCGCUCUGCGAAAAGCGCGCGGGUGCAGAGGCGGGAGUGAGGGAGUGGGGAGUGUGGGAGAGUGUGUGAGUUAGGUGUUAUCUACAGGUGAUUCAGUGGUCUGCAAACUCGAGGAAGACUGUGACAAACCGUCAACUCCAGGAGUACCAACGAUCGGGGUCUGCGCACGGCGUCGUCGCCUGUCCGAGCGUGUGACGGACAGACGCCGUCCUGGUCCGUGACGUAACCUGUCACUUUUCGUGACGGAAGCUGUCACGAUGAAGGGUGCCGUACUGCUGGAGGAUGGCAGCCGAUUCGAGGGGGAGCUGUUCGGCUCCCUGGAGCCAACCUCCGGCGAAAUCGUGUUCCAGACGGGCAUGGUGGGCUAUCCGGAGUCGCUGACCGACCCGUCGUACCGCUCCCAAAUUCUGCUGCUCACCUACCCCCUGAUCGGCAACUACGGCGUUCCCGGCGGCGACACGGACGAGCAUGGCAUUCCCAGGUUUUUUGAGUCGCACCGGAUCUGGCCGUCUGGUCUGGUGGUUGGUGAACUGUGCACCUCUCCAAGUCACUGGAACAGCCGACAGACACUCGACCAGUGGAUGAAGGAACAGGGUGUCACCGGAAUCACGGGAAUCGACACGCGUCAGCUAACCAAACAACUGCGCGAGAAGGGAACGAUGCUGGGAAAGAUCGUUCCCGAGGGCACGGAACCGGCUUCUGUGCCCCAGGAUGACCCCAGCACUCGUAACCUGGUGGCCGAAGUCUCUGUCAAGGAGCCUGUUUCGUAUAACGCUGGUGGCACCCCCUACAUCUGUGCCGUCGACUGCGGCCUCAAGUACAACCAACUGCGCUGUCUGCUGAAGCGAGGGGCCAGGGUGGACCUGGUGCCUUGGGAUCAGCCGCUCGACCUCAACAAGUACGACGGCUUCUUCGUCAGCAACGGACCAGGCGACCCCGUGAAAUGCGCCACCACCGUGUCAAACCUGCGUGACCUGAUGGCGUCCCAGGCCGGCUCCAAGCACGCCAAGCCCAUCUUCGGGAUCUGCUUGGGCCACCAGCUACUGGCCACCGCUGCUGGCGGGCACACCUUCAAAAUGAGCUACGGCAACCGCGGUCACAACCAGCCGUGCACGCACCACGGCACGGGUCGCUGCUUCAUCACCUCGCAGAACCAUGGUUACGCUGUGGACGCCAGCUCGGUACCGGCCGACUGGGAACCCCUCUUCACCAACACAAACGACAAAACCAACGAGGGACUGCUGCACAAGUCGCAGCCGUUCUUCAGCGUCCAGUUCCACCCGGAGCACAGUGCCGGGCCGGAGGACCUGGAGGGCCUCUUUGACGUGUUUCUGGAGGCGGUCCGUCGCUCGGCGGCCGGGAAACGUGCCGACCUGCCCGACCUCAUCUCCAGUGCUCUGACCUUUACACCAGAGACGCCCGUCACCGAACUGCGUCCCAGGAAGGUGCUGCUGCUGGGCUCGGGCGGCCUCUCGAUCGGCCAGGCCGGUGAGUUUGAUUACUCCGGGAGCCAGGCCAUCAAGGCGCUCAAAGAAGAGGAGGUACAGGUGGUACUUAUCAACCCCAACAUCGCCACCGUGCAGACGUCCCGCGGCAUGGCCGAUAAGGUCUACCUGCUGCCGAUCACGCCCGAGUAUGUGGAACAGGUAAUCCGCGCCGAACAUCCGGACGGCAUUCUCCUGACGUUCGGCGGACAGACAGCCCUGAACUGUGGCGUGGCACUCGAUCGGGCCGGAGUGCUCACCAAGUACGGCGUCAGAGUGCUCGGGACGCCGAUCCGCUCCAUUAUGGAGACGGAGGACAGAAAGGCGUUCGCAGCCAAAGUGGAACAGAUAGGAGAGAGGGUGGCGCCCUCUGCCUGCGCCGAGACCGUUCAGCAGGCGCUGGAUGCCGCCGCUGUUCUCGGCUACCCCGUGAUGGCGCGGGCCGCCUUCGCCCUCGGAGGGCUCGGCUCAGGGUUCGCCAGCAACCCGGAGGGACUGCGAGCCCUGGUAACCACGGCGCUGGCAAGAUCACCGCAGGUCAUCAUAGACAAGUCGCUGAAGGGCUGGAAGGAGGUGGAAUAUGAGGUGGUCAGAGAUGCCUACGACAACUGUGUUACCGUCUGCAACAUGGAGAACGUGGACCCCCUGGGCAUCCACACGGGCGAAUCCAUAGUGGUGGCUCCCAGCCAAACGCUGUCCGACCGCGAGUACAACAAGCUGCGCACCACGGCUCUGAAAGUGAUCCGCCACCUGGGAGUGGUGGGCGAGUGUAACAUCCAGUACGCACUCAGUCCGGACUCGGAACAGUACUACAUCAUUGAGGUGAACGCGCGGCUCUCUCGGUCCUCUGCUCUGGCCUCCAAGGCUACCGGCUACCCGCUGGCUUACGUCGCCGCCAAGCUGGCGCUCAGCAAACCGCUGCCCGAUCUGUACAACUCUGUCACUGGCAAGACGACGGCCUGCUUUGAGCCCAGCCUGGACUACUGCGUGGUCAAGAUGCCACGCUGGGAUCUCGGCAAGUUUACCCGAGUCAGCACUAAGAUCGGCAGCUCAAUGAAGUCGGUUGGCGAGGUGAUGGCCCUCGGCCGCGGUUUUGAGGAGGCCUUCCAGAAGGCGUUCAGGAUGGUGGACAACGCCGUGAGCGGCUUCGAUCCGGACGUCCAGCCGCCCUCUGACGAGGAGCUGGCGCAGCCCACCGACAAGCGAAUGUUUGUCCUGGCUGCUGCUCUGAAGGUCGGUUACACCAUAGACCGCCUCUACGAACUGACCCGUAUCGACAAGUGGUUCCUUCACAAGAUGAAAAACAUUAUCGAGCACACGGCUCGGCUGUCUGCCCACGAGAGGCUCAGUGCGGAGAACCUGCUGCUGGCCAAACAGCUCGGCUUCUCCGACGCCCAGGUGGCGCACUACGUGGGCAUCACCGAACAGGUCGUCUCCAAGAUGAGGAGGAAACUCGGCAUGCACCCGCACGUGAAGCAGGUGGACACAGUGGCAGCCGAGUGGCCGGCUACCACCAACUACCUCUACCUGACCUACAACGGCGGCUCGCACGACGUCGACUUCCCAGGCGGCGCCACCGUCGUCCUCGGCUCGGGUGUGUACCGGAUCGGCAGCAGCGUCGAGUUUGACUGGUGCGCCGUCGGCUGUCUCCGCGAGCUGAGGAAGCUCGGCAGGUCGACCGUCAUGGUCAACUGCAACCCAGAGACGGUCAGCACCGACUACGACAUGUGCGACCGACUCUACUUUGACGAACUGUCGGCGGAGGUCGUUAUGGACAUUUACCGCCUGGAGAGUCCCGAGGGCAUCAUUAUCAGCAUGGGCGGCCAGCUGCCCAACAACAUGGCGAUGCAGCUUCACCGACAGAACGCCCGAGUGCUGGGCAGCUCACCGGAGUCGGUGGACGGCGCCGAGAACCGCUUCAAGUUCUCCCGCAUGCUGGACCGCAUCGGCAUACAGCAGCCGAGAUGGAAGGAGCUGACGGACAUUGACUCGGCUCGCCGGUUCUGUGAGGAGGUGGGCUACCCGUGCCUGGUGCGGCCCUCGUACGUGCUGAGCGGAGCGGCCAUGAACGUGGCUCACUCACACACCGAUCUGGAGGUGUACCUGCGCGAGGCAGCUACUGUCAGCAAGGAGCACCCAGUCGUCAUCUCAAAGUUCAUCCUCGAAGCCAAGGAGAUUGACGUGGACGGCGUGGCGCGGGACGGCGAGCUUCUCUGUCUGGCUGUCAGCGAGCACGUCGAGAACGCUGGCGUUCACUCCGGAGACGCCACCCUGGUCACCCCACCGCAGGAUCUGAACGCCGCCACUCUGUCCUCCAUCCGGGAGAUAUUCUCGUCGAUCGCACGCGAGCUGGAGGUCACUGGUCCGUUCAAUAUGCAACUCAUCGCAAAGGACAACCUUCUGAAGGUGAUCGAGUGCAACGUGCGCGUGUCUCGUUCGUUCCCGUUCGUCUCCAAGACGCUGGACCACGACUUUAUCGCCAUGGCGACUCGUGUGAUGGUGGGCGCGCCCGUCGAGCCGGUGGAUGUCCUCAGCGGCGCCGGAGGCAGAGUGGGAGUCAAGGUGGCCCAGUUCUCCUUCUCCAGACUGGCUGGAGCUGACGUUCGUCUCGGUGUGGAGAUGGCCUCCACUGGCGAGGUAGCCUGCUUCGGCGAGAACCGGCACGAGGCCUACCUCAAGGCCAUGCUCAGCACCGGCUUCCGCAUGCCCAGGAAGGGCAUCCUGCUCAGCAUCGGCACUUUCAAGCACAAGAGCGAGUUCCUGUCGAGCGCUAAGAUUCUGCACCAGCUCAACUACAAACUGUUUGCCAGCAUCGGCACUGCAGAUUUCUACACGGAACACGGCAUCCCGGUCGAGACGGUGGAAUGGGCGUACGAAAACAUCGCCGAGCAGGGUGCCACCGACAAGGAGCUCAACAGCAUGGCCGACUACCUGUCCCGCCAGCAGCUCGAUCUGGUCAUCAACCUUCCGAUGCGCAGCGGCGGGGCGCGGCGCGUCAGCUCGUUCCAGACGCAGGGCUACCGCACCCGGCGCAUGGCGGUCGACUACGGCGUCUGCCUGGUCACCGAUGUCAAGUGCGCCAAACUGCUGGUCGAGGCUCUACACCGACUGGGUGGCAAGGCCCCGGUGAUCAACACGGGUAUCGACUGUAUCUCGUCGCGUCGCAUCGUUCGGCUGCCGGGCAUGAUCGACGUUCACGUGCAUCUGCGGGACCCCGGUCAGACGCACAAGGAGGACUUUGCGUCGGGAACGGCGGCGGCGCUGGCUGGCGGUGUCACCAUGGUGAUGGCUAUGCCCAACACGAAGCCGGCCAUCAUCGACAGGGACAGCUUCCAGAUGGCCAAGGAGUGCGCGGCGCGCGGCGCCCGCUGCGACUACGCCCUGUUCGUGGGCGCCUCUCUGGACAACUACAGACAGCUGGCUGAGCUGGGACCGCGUGCCGCCGCGCUCAAGAUGUACCUGAACGACACGUUCUCUGACCUGAGGCUGGACGAUCUGACCGUGUGGACCCAGCACAUGGAACAUUGGCCGCGACAUCUACCACUGUGCGUCCACGCAGAAGGCCAGACAAUGGCAGCCGCCAUGAUGGUCGCGGCGCUCGCCAACCGACCAAUCCACAUCUGCCACGUGGCCAAAAAGGAGGAGAUUCUGCUCAUCAAGGCCGCCAAACAGAAGGGUUUCCCAGUGACAUGCGAGGUGUCGCCGCACCAUCUGUUCCUCACGUCCAGCGAGCUGGACCGGCUGGGCGCCAUGGGUCAGGUCAAACCGCCUCUGAUGGUCGAGGACGACCAGCGAGCACUCUGGGACAAUAUGGCCGUCAUCGACUGCUUCGCUACAGACCAUGCGCCCCACACGGUGGCCGAAAAGCGGUCGGAGAAGCCGCCGCCGGGCUUCCCGGGCCUGGAGACGAUGUUGCCGCUGCUGCUUACUGCAGUCAACCAGGGACGACUCACAAUGCAGGACCUAGAGGACAAGCUGCACCACAACCCUCGGCGCAUCUUCAAGCUGCCAGAGCAGCCCAACACCUACAUCGAAGUAGACAUGGACGAGACCUACUCGAUUCCAGAAGCUCCCGCGCACAGUAAGGCCAUGUGGACUCCGUUCGCCGGCCGCGCGGUGGCCGGUGCCGUCAAGCGGGUGGUGCUCCGAGGUGAGGUGGCCAUGGUGGAUGGACGUGUGCUGGCCACGCCGGGCUCAGGACGAGACGUGCGGGAGCUGCAGCCGCUGCUGCCGCCGCCGCCGGCCGUCCAGCCGGAGACCGUGGUGAUGCCGUGGACGGAGGAGCGCGAUUGGCACGUGCCGGCCGCCGCCGCCGCCACCGCCACCGCCGGCAGGACAGACGAUCGACUUACUGCAGCCGCCGAGAGUCUGGGUAUCCACGCUCUGGAGCGUCCCGCGCUGGCGUCCACCCCUCCCAGUCGUCCGCGGGCCGGUACGGCCGGCGGCUCGAGGCAGCGCGCGCCGUCGCCGCGUCCCCCGCCGACCAGCCACGCCGCGCCCUCAGCAGCACAGCUGAGCCACGUACUGACAGCGGAGAACUUCAGUCGAGACGCGCUCUACCGGAUCUUCUACCUGGCUGGGACGUACCGUACCAGUGUGGCCAAAGACAGGCCGCUCGAUCAUGUGCUCAAGGGUAAGGUGAUGGCGCUCAUGUUCUAUGAGGCGUCCACCCGCACCUCCUGCAGCUUCGACAGCGCCAUGCAGCGUCUCGGAGGGCGCGUGCUACACUUCAACGAGAGCACCUCCUCCGUCAAAAAGGGCGAGACUCUGGAAGAUUCUGUGCGCACUAUGGCCGGCUACAGUGACGUCAUCGUGUUACGUCACCCGUCGCCGACGGCGGCCGGCCGGGCGGCGGAGGUCAGCCCUCGGCCAGUCAUCAACGCCGGCAGCGGCACGGGCGAGCACCCGACCCAGGCACUGCUGGACCUGUUCACCAUCCGAGAGGAGAUCGGCACCGUCAACGGACUCACCAUCACCAUGGUGGGUGACCUGAAGAACGGGCGCACCGUGCACUCGCUGGCGCGCCUGCUGACCCUCUAUAAGGUGCACCUGAAGUACGUCUGUCCUCCGGGACUGGAGAUGCCUCAGGAGGUGGUUGACUUUGUGGCCGCCCAGGCGGUGAAACAGACCCACUGUACCUCCCUGGAGGAGGCGCUGCCCGACUCCGACGUCAUCUACAUGACGCGCGUGCAGCGGGAGCGUUUCGCCGACACGGCCGAGUACGAGCGGUGCGCCGGGCGUCUGGUGCUCACCCCUCAACUGAUGACACUGGCUGGCCCGCGUACGGUGGUGCUGCACCCUCUACCUCGUGUGGAUGAGGUGAGCACUGAGCUGGACGGUGAUCCGCGCGCCGCGUACUUCCGACAGGCCGAGUAUGGUAUGUAUGUGCGCAUGGCGCUACUCACCACGGUACUCGGCCGGGCUUAACAGUGGUUAGAGCGACAUAUAUAGCGGUAGUGUGGAUAGAACAGAGAUCUGGGUGUGAGAAUGAUGUGAGCGUGUGAGAGCUGUGUAGUGUUUGCUCGUCUUGGUAGAAGCUAAGAUAAAUCAAGGGGCGACACCAAUAAUUAUGGAGAUGCCAGUGUUUUUUGAAGAUUUUUCGUGGCUAGACGUGGAGUCGAAUUGUAUUCUGAAAAGUGUUGAAUGAAUUGUGCCUUACUUGGAUGACUUAGUAACCACUGAGGGCAUUUUGUUUCCACUACCUAUACCAACCUGUAGGGAUAAGGUGGCGUACACAUUCCGUUGGCAUUUACCGAGUGAACUAACUCCGUAAAGUUACUGGGGUGGAUACCUAAUACGAUAUUUGUUACAAUGGUGUCGGCAUUGGGGUUUAUAAAUAUACGCUAAAAAGAU
This is a messenger RNA of Amphibalanus amphitrite, 7376 nucleotides long. Its product is annotated as CAD protein-like. Gene Ontology annotation, molecular function: carbamoyl-phosphate synthase (glutamine-hydrolyzing) activity; metal ion binding; amino acid binding. Gene Ontology annotation, biological process: L-glutamine metabolic process; 'de novo' pyrimidine nucleobase biosynthetic process; L-arginine biosynthetic process. Gene Ontology annotation, cellular component: cytoplasm; carbamoyl-phosphate synthase complex. Bases 297 to 6950 code for a protein of 2217 amino acids. The record is from RefSeq and is a predicted model, not a curated record. Lineage: Eukaryota; Metazoa; Arthropoda; Thecostraca; Balanomorpha; Balanidae. The transcript is spliced from 42 exons.